Drosophila pseudoobscura is the source of this 315-nucleotide messenger RNA. Its product is annotated as 40S ribosomal protein S19a-like. The coding region runs from base 1 to 315 and encodes 104 amino acids. The record is from RefSeq and is a predicted model, not a curated record. The transcript has a single exon. Lineage: Eukaryota; Metazoa; Arthropoda; Insecta; Diptera; Drosophilidae.
AUGAAGGUGGCCGACCAAAUGGACAGAAUAAAGACGACCAAAUUCAAGCAGCAUCACCAAGAUCUAUGGUGGUCGCAAGCGCAAUGGUGUUACUGCCGUGCCGUUGAUAGUGCCGCCCAUAUGACUCUCCAGGCCCUCGAGCACGCCCGCCGUGUCGAAAAGCAACCAGAGGGUGGCCGCAAGUUCAGCUCCAUCGCACAGCGGGAUUUGGAUCGCAUCGCCAACCAGACUGUGGUCAAGCAGACUGCCAAGCAGACGGGGUCCCCCUGUCACUCCCAACUAAAAGUGGAUUGCACAUCCAAUCGAAGUCUAUAA